AAAGUGUCUGGCAAAAAUCUGGUGGUCAAUUAGUCCGAUAGGGAGGCGUUUUCCUGAAAAAAUCUUGCUCGUUUUGCUCGCUGUAGAUGCAAAAUUUCCAAAAUUAGAAGUGAUGACCUUUUUGCAAGACAGUGGAUCGGAAAUCUGGCAAAAAUCUGGCACAUUGCCAAAUAUCUGGGAGAUUUGGAGCUUUGUCUGUUUGUCUGGCGCGCAUUCAAAAAUCUGGCAAAAUCCAGAUUUAUCUGGCAUACUGGCAACCGUGGUCAUAAUUCUUAUCCUCCCCGGCUAUCAUUCCCGCAAAUCGCACGUUCUGUACGUUCACGUUCAGCAGGCUUUGAGUAAACAUCACACUUUCCAUUUUUUUUUCGUCGUAGUAACCUCUGGAUAAGUAUCCGACCAUCUCGUCCGUAGUUCUCUGUGUAGUGCUUCCUUUUCAGUAAAGAAACCAGCCCGACUGUGCUGCUAAGUAGGCGUCCAAAUUAUAUAAGUAGAAUCCCUCUUGGAAAUCGACGAAGUGCAAAAGUACGAUGCUUCUGAACCGCAAUAAAGUAGGAGGUUUUCGACCGGCCAAAAUAUCGAAAUUGGACAGCAUGGACGCACCGGCUACCUCGGAUGUUGUUAUCAUCAAUGGGAACUCGCACCCGGAUCUGGCGAACCAAAUUGCCAACCGCUUGGGAGUGAAAAAUGGUGGUUGUUCAGUCUACCAUAAAACGAAUCGAGAAACCAUGGUCGAGAUUGGCGACUCCGUUCGUGGCAAGGAUAUCUAUAUCAUUCAAACCGGAACUAAAGAUGUCAACAACAACAUAAUGGAACUGCUGAUCAUGGCGUACGCCUGCAAAACCUCGUCGGCUAAGUCCAUCGUCGGUGUGAUUCCGUACCUUCCGUAUUCGAAGCAGUGCAAAAUGCGCAAACGGGGUUGCAUCGUCUCGAAGCUGCUGGCCCGAAUGAUGUGCACCUCGGGGCUAACGCACAUCAUCACGAUGGAUCUGCACCAGAAGGAAAUACAAGGUUUCUUCGACUGCCCGGUGGACAACCUGCGGGCUUCCCCCUUCCUGUUGCAGUACAUUCAGGAAAGUAUUCCCGACUAUCGCAACUCGGUAAUCGUCGCGCGUAACCCGGGCUCCGCCAAGAAGGCAACGUCGUACGCUGAGCGUUUGCGGCUGGGAAUCGCCGUUAUCCACGGAGAACAGAAGGAAUCCGAAACGGACGAGGUUGAUGGACGAAAUUCGCCCCCAACACUGCCCAAAUCUCGCACGAUGGACGUUUCCGGUGGUGUACCGGUACAUCCAGCUAAGGAGAAACCACCGAUAAAUGUGGUUGGAGAUGUAGGCGGGCGAAUUGCGAUCAUGGUGGAUGAUUUGAUCGAUGACGUCCAAUCGUUCGUUGCGGCUGCUGAGGUGUUGAAGGAGAGAGGAGCCUACAAGAUCUAUGUUAUGGCUACGCAUGGACUGCUCAGUCAGGAUGCUCCCAGGUUGAUCGAAGAUUCUCCAAUCGAUGAGGUCGUCGUUACCAAUACGGUUCCACACGAGAUCCAAAAAAUGCAGUGCCACAAAAUUAAAACCGUCGAUAUCAGUGUCCUGCUGGCGGAAGCCAUCCGUCGCAUUCACAACAAAGAGUCUAUGUCGUACCUGUUUAAGAAUGUUACGCUGGAGGAUUAAUGACGUCGGCGAUAUCAAUGGGCCUCACCUUCCUACGAAGCUAAACAAGCUUGGAAUAUAUCACUGCUGCUUUGCUAAAUCGUCCGACAGGAUAAAAUACUUUCUUGCAUUCUUUGUGAAUCCAGUAUUUGUAAAGGAUUGUUUUGGUAAUCCCUAUACACGAAACAUCGGAACCAUUUAGUAUCUCACUGUCACUAUUAUUUUACUAAAGUCAUUUAAAAAUGUUUUUCGUUUUCAAUACCAUCAAUAUUUCCAACAGUAUGAAAUUUGUUAUUUCCGUUCAACAAACACAACAAACAACGGAACUGCAUGGCUAGAAAGUUUAUACAUGUCCAAAAUUUUAUAAAUUUUAGCUUAGGCAUAUGUAAUAAACAUGUACGAAA
Molecule: messenger RNA, 2041 nt
Organism: Sabethes cyaneus
Lineage: Eukaryota; Metazoa; Arthropoda; Insecta; Diptera; Culicidae
Product: phosphoribosyl pyrophosphate synthase-associated protein 2
Exons: 7
Coding region: 528-1658 (376 amino acids)
Biological process (GO): 5-phosphoribose 1-diphosphate biosynthetic process; purine nucleotide biosynthetic process
Cellular component (GO): ribose phosphate diphosphokinase complex; cytoplasm
Molecular function (GO): magnesium ion binding; ribose phosphate diphosphokinase activity
Source: RefSeq, a predicted model, not a curated record